Lacerta agilis (Sand lizard) is the source of this 1762-nucleotide messenger RNA. RefSeq names its product Obg like ATPase 1 (gene OLA1). Bases 126 to 1331 code for a protein of 401 amino acids. The transcript is spliced from 11 exons. NCBI's taxonomy places the organism in Eukaryota, Metazoa, Chordata, Lepidosauria, Squamata, Lacertidae. Gene Ontology annotation, molecular function: ATP hydrolysis activity; GTP binding; ATP binding. The record is from RefSeq and is a predicted model, not a curated record. Gene Ontology annotation, cellular component: cytoplasm.
CAACUGGCUUGGGAUUUGUGGUUGCAAGAAGGGUGCCAUGCGCAGCCCUGUUGUGCCUGGCUGGAGCCUGGCCUUUGGGCAUCCCAGAGGAUAUUCUCCUUGCCUUGCUGUUAUGUGUAGAUGCAAUGGCUCCCAAAAAGAUGCCCCCCAAAAAGGGAGGUGAUGGACUCAAGCCACAUCCAAUCGUUGGAAGAUUCGGGACAACCCUGAAAAUUGGCAUUGUUGGCUUGCCAAAUGUUGGGAAAUCUACCUUUUUCAAUGUAUUAACCAAGAGUCAAGCUGCAGCAGAGAACUUUCCUUUCUGCACUAUUGAUCCAAAUGAGAGCAGAGUACCUGUACCAGAUGAAAGAUUUGAUUUCCUUUGCCAGUACCACAAGCCUCCAAGCAAAAUUCCAGCCUUUCUGAAUGUAGUGGAUAUUGCUGGCCUUGUGAAAGGAGCCCAUGCUGGACAGGGACUAGGAAAUGCCUUUUUGUCACACAUUAGCGCCUGUGAUGGAAUCUUUCAUCUACUGCGAUCAUUUGAUGAUGAUGAUAUCACACACAUUGAAGGAAGUGUUGCACCUGUUCGUGACAUUGAAAUAAUACAUGAAGAACUUAGGCUAAAAGAUGAGGAAAUGAUCAUGCCCAUUAUAGACAAACUAGAAAAAGUGGCUGUACGAGGAGGUGACAAGAAAUUAAAACCUGAAUAUGACAUAAUGUGCAAAAUCAAAAGCUGGGUAAUAGAAGAAAAAAAGCCUGUCCGUUUCUAUCAUGAUUGGAAUGACAAAGAGAUUGAGGUGCUGAACAAACACUUGUUUUUAACUUCAAAACCAAUGAUCUACUUGGUUAACCUCUCUGAAAAAGACUAUAUUAGAAAGAAAAACAAAUGGUUGAUAAAAAUUAAAGAGUGGGUGGACAAGCAUGACCCAGGCGCCUUGGUCAUUCCUUUUAGUGGGGCCUUGGAACUCAAGUUGCAAGAAAUGAGUGCUGAGGAGAAACAGAAGUAUCUGGAAGAGAACAUGACACAAAGUGCUUUACCAAAGAUCAUUAAGGCUGGGUAUGCAGCACUCCAACUAGAAUACUUUUUCACUGCAGGCCCCGAUGAAGUGCGUGCAUGGACCAUCAGGAAAGGGACGAAGGCUCCUCAGGCUGCAGGAAAGAUCCACACUGAUUUUGAAAAGGGAUUCAUUAUGGCUGAAGUAAUGAAAUUUGAAGAUUUUAAAGAAGGAGGCUCAGAAUCAGCUGUCAAGGCUGCUGGGAAAUACAGACAGCAAGGCAGAAAUUACAUAGUUGAAGAUGGAGAUGUUAUCUUCUUUAAAUUUAACACACCUCAACAGCCUAAGAAGAAAUGAAUAUCAGAUCUGUUCAUUACUCAAAAUUAAACUCUGUUACUUUAAAAAAGCAUAUUGGUUUUUUUUAUUUAGAUAGGGAUAUCUUGAAGACAAAAAAAAUAAAUAAAUCUGUAUACAUAAGGACAAAUAACCCCCACAAAUGAAACCCCUUGUGUUUGUUUUGAGUUGAAUUAUGACACCUCCAGUGAAUGUACAAGUUCACUUAAAUGUGAACAGCUCUGCAUUUCAAAUGAUUAAGACUACUCCAAAUUGCAGGAGCUUUUCAGGAACCAUAUUACUCUCAUGAUACUUCAUUAAUCUCCAUCAUAUAUGCCAAGCCUGACAUGUUUGACAGUGAGGACAAUAUGGCUUGCUCCUUUUUGAAUCUACAGAUAAUGCAUGUUUUACAGUACUCCAGAUGUCUACACUCAAUAAAACAUUUGACAAAACCA